Messenger RNA from Hymenoscyphus albidus, 3771 nucleotides. The record is from the annotation of a GenBank genome assembly. Lineage: Eukaryota; Fungi; Ascomycota; Leotiomycetes; Helotiales; Helotiaceae.
CGCCGAUUUAAAUAGCACGCAAUGGCAAUGUACGUCGACAGCAUAUCAUAUGGCUGAGCAUGAGAGGGCUUCACCCUUGCCGACUUGCUCUACCAAAACACAUCCAAUCACACGAUUGCUCAAGUUGAUGACCACCACCAUCACCGCCGUUUUUUGGAUUCAUGACCCCUCCCCCUCCUCUCGGACACACGCCGCCAAAAAGACUACCAACCCCAUCGAGUCCCCUACUCGAGCGAGUACUCGUUCUCAAAGAUGUCCGGGUUAGUAUUCCUUCUUCAUACGUAUCAUUAGGUCUAAGUGUUGAGCUGAUCGCAAUCAAUAGAUCGUUGAAAGACACCAUCAAGGCGAUCAACGCCCGCCUCUCUUGCGAUCCAGACCCAGCUCUACCCCUUCCCGACGAUCUAGUCAAGGCCAUCCAUGCCUAUCUCGACAAACAUGAGCCCCGCGAGGAAUCAGAUAAGCAGCGCUUGCAGGAAGAAUUGUUUACCACCUACCAUAACCUGAUUGAGGACAACCAUUCCCGUCUUGCGCCGUUUCUCGCCAUGUUAGGCCUGAUACGACCUGGCCUCCGCGGAUCGGGCAGAAUAUUGCAGUGGUGGGACAAAAUUUCUGUACCAGUUUUGAGUAACUUGGGCGAUCAGAAAGGAUUGGUGGCCGAGGCACGAGCAGCGCUGCUGAGGACGUUGGCAUACGAUCCAGAUGAUGGUGAGAAAAGCAUUGUGGACGACGACAAAAACACCAGCGAGAUCAUGGCAGAAAGAUUGUUGACCAUCUGGCUGGUCAAGGCGAAAGCUUCGUUCGAAGAUCUCGAUAUGCAAGCUCGAUUCAUGGAGCGACAAAUUCGACAGAUCUUGUUGACUUUUGGAAAGAAGCGUCCUCGGGACUUUCUAAUUCUCCUCGAUAAGUACUUCGCGGCAAAAGCUUCCAGGAUUUCUAUUCUACCACUUCUGUGCGAAUUUGUGCGACAUGGACCGCCACAUCUGGACCAGGUAAAAUCUUUUGAGUCUUUAGAAGAAUUAAAUUAUACUGAUCUUGGUUUCAGGUCCUCCAGACGCCGCUCUUCGACCACCUCUUGCAAUGCCUCCAAACAGACACCUCAACAAGAGUCAUUUCCCUGGCCAUCACAGCCCUAAUUAUGAUCCUACCUCAUAUCCCAAACUCUGCGUCCAAACACCUACCCGCCCUCUUCAAUAUCUACAGCCGAAUGCUAUUUUGGGAUAGAGAAAGGAAGAAAUCGGAUCACAAGGCAGUGCGGGGUGAACAGGAUAGUGAUGAUGAGGAAUCUGAUCAAUUGGGAGGCGAUAAAAAGUCUUGGGACAAGAUGUCAUACCUAUUGGAUAACGAAGACAAUACGGUCCCCGAGCUGUUACAUUACUUCACUUUCCUCUACGGACUCUACCCAAUCAACUUCAUGAGUUAUAUUCGAAAACCGCAAAGAUACUUAAGACAUGCAAAGUUUCCCGGAGCGGACGAUCUCGAUGUCGAACCAACAGAGAUUCGCUCGCGCUCUGAGACCUUUAGAAAGAUCCAUGUUCUUCAUCCAAACUUUUUCAUGAUGACCAUCGAAAAUGAGCUUACUGAUAGCAAUCGGUGGAUGAAGAGUACUGCAGCCGAUGUUGUCGCUGAAUGUAUGGCACUUUACAGUCCAAUUGAAGAGCCAGAAAACAUUUCAGCAGAGAGCCGUCCAAACGGGACCUCGAGAAUUGCAAGCUCUGAGAAUCCAGCGUACCCAGAAUCCGACUUGGCAACGCCAUUCCAGUCUCGCCAUAACAGUUGGAGAAAUACGCAAUCAACUGUAGCCCAUCAUGCAGAUGACCAUGCACUCCAUACAAAGGCGUCCCAGAGUAGUAUUUCCGACGCAGAGUCACCCAUUUCCCAUCCAGAAAGUCGACCGGCUAGCCCUACAAUCCCACCUCGUAUGCUUACAUCGCCUUCCCAUAACCAACUUCAUGAGCUGCUAAACUCACAGAAACCCACCAAAGGCAGCAUUUAUCAGACAGUCAAUGACUCUGCUGCUUCCCUUGCACUUUCCCAUCAUCAAGAUACAGCAUCAUUAAAGACAAACCUACAUGUUGAUGCUUAUCUUGCAUCCUUAACUUCCCGUGAGGCAAUGCCAAGAUCGCGAUCUCCGUCAUUACAUCCUGAUUCAAAUCUGAAGGUAGCAUACCUGCAACGGGAAAUCCAGCUUCUACGCAACGACUUAAAUUUCGAGCGGUAUUUGAAGCACCAGCACCUGUCCGCCAUCGGUCAGUUGCGAAGCAGGCAAAUAAAGCAGGCCCGAGGUGAGGCUGAAAUACAAAACCUCAUCAAUUCUAAUGCCAUUAUCAAAUCCAAAUUGGAAGAGGCAAAGAAUCUUAACAUACAGAUGAGAACUGAGACUGAAAAGAGCAAAGCUCAUUCGCGGAAAUGGGAAAGUGAGUUAUCGGCCAAGUUGCGAAUCCUUAGAGAUGAGCAGAAGAAAUGGAUUGUCGAGCGCGAGGAACGUAUAAAGGAUCUACAACUCGCGAAACAACGGACCGAAAAGUUGAAGAAUCUUGUGAUAGAGAGCGAGGCUAGAGAGCUAGCAUCCCGUCAAAAAGUUCAAUCAGUUGAAUCGAGCCUUGAUGAGUUGGAGCGACUACGAGCCGAGGUCGAAAUUCUUACCAUAUCCCUACGAACAUACGAAGCAGGUGAGAGCGAGGCAGUAGACGCGAAAGAAAGCGAAGAAGCUGCUUUGAGGCAGGUGGAGAUUCUCAAAAUGCAACUUCUUGCACGAGACACGGAAAUUGUUCAAUCCAAACAAACCUUCGAUGGAGAGAUUCAAAAGGUCAAGGCAGAGUACGAGAAUAACAAAGAAACUGAACGCAUUCGCAGACAAGUGAUAGAUGAGGCUUUGGCGGUAAGCCAUCAUCGAAUAGAACACAUGCAGAAGGUACAUGAUCACCUACUUAAACGUUUCCAAGCUACAGAGUCGCAGUUAAUGGAGCAUAUUGAAUUUAGAAGAAAGCAUGAGCAGCGCGAGCCGCAUGAAGAAGCUCUUUUAGGCGGCGAAGCUUAUGCUUCUGACGAUUCAAUGCCACCAACAAACGCGAUAUUGAAUCCCAAUGCAGGAAAAGCACAAGACGGAUAUGGCGAUCAAAUCGAAUCAUCAUUCAGCGCCCGAUUGAAUCAGCACAAGUAUGGUAUUUCCCCGUCUAAGCAAUUGGACAAUACGAGCCGUGAACCUCAUUACACCCCACAUCCACAUGACGCAUCUCAUCCAGCUUCGGGCUCACCACCUGCCUCACUACCUACGGUGAGUACCUCAAGCGAUGACCACUCGGUAGAUACCCGGGGCAACAAGAAAGUCAAGAUUAGCCCUCAGAGUGAAUUGAGGGUUCAUGGUCGGGGGUAAGCAUUAUCUCUUUCCUACGAGUACUGCGGGAUGAUAGCUAACUAAGCUGCAAUAGUGGUGUGCAGAAUGUGGGUAAGAAAAUCAAGUCAGAGAAAGAUCAUGACCAUUCCGAUAAGAUGACCUCUGGAAAGGAUGGAUCUGAUGGCAAAAAGGAUAAGAAGCUUGCAAACAAGGCUGGUGUUGCUGCAUUCAGUUAUAGGGGAUUUGGGGGAAUGUAGGGCUUUUGAGCAGGGGCCUGUAUGAGUAUUAUGAAUGUCUGGAUAGUGUACUAAAUAGGGGUUCCUGGCGGCGUUGAUUGUUUUUUUUUUGGCGCAAUCGAAUGGGAGGGAGGCUGACUCUUGCGUCUAAAAGUUCUCGGACAGUUGUAUACAAAGAGAGACGCGUUAACUUCGGGAGAA